This is a messenger RNA of Pyrgilauda ruficollis (rufous-necked snowfinch), 483 nucleotides long. RefSeq names its product cyclin-dependent kinase 4 inhibitor B-like. Gene Ontology annotation, molecular function: protein kinase binding; cyclin-dependent protein serine/threonine kinase inhibitor activity. Bases 1 to 483 code for a protein of 160 amino acids. The record is from RefSeq and is a predicted model, not a curated record. Gene Ontology annotation, cellular component: nucleus. Lineage: Eukaryota; Metazoa; Chordata; Aves; Passeriformes; Passeridae. The transcript has 3 exons. Gene Ontology annotation, biological process: negative regulation of cell population proliferation; regulation of cyclin-dependent protein serine/threonine kinase activity.
AUGGGCGCGCUGGCCGAUGAGCUGGCCAAUGCCGCCGCCCGCGGGGACCUGCAGCGCCUCAGGGAGCUGCUGGACGGAGCGGCCGACCCCAACGCCGCCAACUCCUACGGCAGGACCCCCAUUCAGGUGAUGAUGCUGGGCAGCCCGCGGGUGGCCGAGCUGCUGCUGCGGCACGGAGCCGACCCCAACCGGCCCGACCCGAGCACCGGCUGCCUCCCGGCGCACGAUGCGGCCCGUGCCGGCUUUCUGGAGACGCUGGCGGCGCUGCACCGGGCCGGGGCGCGCCUCGACAUCCCCGACGGCCGCGGCCGCCUGCCCCUCGACGUGGCGGUGGGGGGCCCGCACGGAGCCGUGGGGCGGUACCUGCGCGACCCUCCGCCCUGUGCCCAACCUCUCCCCGGGCCAUCCUCUCCCCAGACUUACUGCCCGCCCCCAGCUCGGGGGACACCAAGUGGAACAGUACUCAUGCGAUGCUGUGAAUAA